AUGGAGACCAAGGUCGAGUGGUGGAAUACAGAUGAGGGCCGGCUGAGGAAGGCUUCCCGGCUCUAUUCACUCCACUACACCCUCCCAGCCACGCCGCUAUUGUCGCCCGGCUCUAACGAGACAAUAAUCCACAUCCUGCAGACUGUAGCAGCGUGUGAUGUGGAUGGACCAUGCCAUGGAGAGGCGGGCACGCGGGAGUGCCUGUACUACAAUGUGAACUACGAGAUGGAGAAGACAAACCAGAGCGGGGUGGAGCGCUGCGAGGAGGACCAGGACAAGCGCUCCCACUGCUACGCCUCCUGGAGGAACAGCUCCGGCACCAUCGAGCUCGUCAAGAAAGGCUGCUGGCUGGAUGACUUCAACUGCUACGACAGACAAGAGUGUGUCGCGACGGAGGAGAGUCCUCAGGUCUUCUUCUGCUGCUGUGAAGGAAACUUCUGCAACGAACGCUUCACACACCUGCCUGAUGUCGGCGGAUCAAUGAUCAAGGCUCAUCUUCUCAGCUCUGGUCUGCUGAAUGUGACAGUGUAUUGUGUGCUUCCGGUCUCCAUGCUGUCUGUGGCUCUGCUGACCGUUCUGUGGAUGUACAGACACAACAAACCACCCUACGGCCACGUCGAUAUCAUAGAGGACCCUGGCCCUCCCCCUCCCUCCCCUCUCAUUGGGCUCAAGCCGCUGCAGUUGCUGGAGAUUAAAGCCAGGGGGCGUUUCGGCUGCGUGUGGAAGGCCCAGAUGAUGAACGAAUAUGUGGCGGUCAAGAUCUUCCCCAUCCAGGAUAAACCUUCGUGGCAGAAUGAGAGAGACAUCUUCUGCACGCCCGGCAUCCGACACGAAAACCUCCUGCGGUACAUCGGUGCUGAGAAGCGGGGAAGUCACCUGGAGACUGAACUGUGGCUCAUCACCGAGUUCCACGAGAGGGGUUCUCUCUCAGACUUCCUGAAGGGGAGCGUGGUGAGCUGGACUGAGUUGUGUCUCAUAGCGGAGACGAUGGCGUGCGGUCUGGCGUUCCUUCAUGAAGACAUUCCCCGACACAAAGGAGAGGGACCCAAACCGGCCAUCGCUCACAGGGAUUUUAAGAGUAAGAAUGUGAUGUUGAGGUCAGACCUGACGGCGAUCAUUGGUGACUUUGGUCUGGCCGUCCUCUUCGAACCAGGAAAACCUCCAGGAGACACACAUGGCCAGGUGGGGACCAGGCGGUACAUGGCUCCGGAGGUUCUGGAGGGAGCCAUCAACUUCCAGAGAGAUGCUUUCCUCAGGAUAGACAUGUACGCCAUGGGCCUGGUCCUCUGGGAGCUGGUGUCCCGCUGCAAGGCUGCUGACGGUCCUGUGGAUGAAUACAUGUUGCCAUUUGAGGAGGAGAUCGGUCAACAUCCAACGCUAGAGGACAUGCAGGAGGUGGUCGUCCAUAAGAAGAUGAGACCCGUCUUCAAAGACUGCUGGCUUAAACACAUUGGUUUGGCCCAGAUGUGUGAGACAGUGGAAGAGUGCUGGGAUCAUGAUGCUGAGGCUCGUCUUUCAGCAGGCUGUGUGGAGGAGAGGAUCUCUCAGAUUCGCCGCCUGGUCUCCACGACAACACCCCCUACCUCUGACAACCACGCCCUUCAGGUCUCCACAGUGGCGCCCGUUCCCAUGGUCACCAACGUGGACCUGCCACCCAAAGAGUCCAGUAUAUGA
Molecule: messenger RNA, 1674 nt
Organism: Lampris incognitus (smalleye Pacific opah)
Lineage: Eukaryota; Metazoa; Chordata; Actinopteri; Lampriformes; Lampridae
Product: activin receptor type-2B-like
Exons: 12
Coding region: 1-1674 (557 amino acids)
Biological process (GO): cellular response to growth factor stimulus; protein phosphorylation; activin receptor signaling pathway
Cellular component (GO): activin receptor complex; plasma membrane
Molecular function (GO): activin receptor activity; ATP binding; activin binding
Source: RefSeq, a predicted model, not a curated record